AAAAAAUAUACCGACAAGAGUUGAUGUCUUAACACUCGCUAUAGAUGUUUAUGUUUUUAAAAUUUAAAGUCUGCCUGAUAUAUAAGGUCUACCAUUACCGUUCGCUCACCUGCCAUACGUAUUUUCUGUCAGGUCGAUAAUAUUUAUUAAAGUUGAAGAAAAAAAAUCCCCGUAGACAAUCAUGUCUGUGGAGCUAACAUCUGUGUCAAAAAAGCCAGACGGUGAUAUUGACACAAAAGAUGUUGAGAAAGGAAAGGAGAACAUGGGUUUUGACAAUGGGGACAUUGAUAAGACCGCUAAUGGAUCAGGAACAAGCAAUAGACCGGCGAGCGCGCCACCUGUGGAGAGCAACAACGUUAUUCUGACAGUGGUUGAAGAGGGACCAGAAGAAGAAGAAGAAGUGAUGAACGACUGCUCCAGGGCCGUGCUGUACAUCCAGACCAUUGUAUAUGCCUUCAUCAACGAUAACUGGAAAGACAUCGUCUACGUCAUCCAAAUCGUUCUCCUCACCGGCUACUUCGUCUACUUUGGCUUUGCUAUGGCGAAGUCCUUCGAGGUGGACAGUGAGCCCCCGAUGAGACUACUUGUGUGCACCAUUAUAGGGAUCCUGAUUCUGAUGACCAAGAUCUUCUUCAAGAUUUACGGCUACAAAGUGGACGCGAUCUAUAACCGAACCAUGAAGAAGUACCUUAAAUCUCGCGGGUGUACGAGAUGUACUAGAUGGACCAAGCUUGCUCUUAAGGUUGUUGUCUUCUUUGCCAUUGCCAUUUUCGUCCUUGUGGACAUAGCUGAGGACAAUCCCCAGAGUCUGAUGUCCCUGGCGGGCCUGGCGAUCUACAUCUUCUUAUUCUACAUCACUUCCUUCAACCCGGCCAAGGUAAAUUGGCACCCCGUGUUCUGGGGGAUAGCCACACAGUAUAUCUUGGCUCUCAUCAUUCUCCGCUGGGAGUUCGGAUACCGCAUGUUCGAGUACCUCGGGAACCGAACCCAGGAGUUCCUUGCUUAUUCUGACCAGGGCGCUGAGUUCAUGUUUGGGCCAGAUUUCAGGGACCACUUUUUCGGAUUUGCGGUCCUACCUUUGAUCAUCUUCUUCUACUCCAUGAUUUCCAUUCUGUACUACCUGGGUGUGAUGCAGUUCAUUGUCAGAAAUAUCGGACAGGCUUUAGCCUUCUUGCUGGGGACAUCUCCGGCGGAAUCCCUCAAUGCAGCCGGGAAUAUCUUUGUGGGAAUGACGGAGUCGCCAGUGAUGAUUCAGCCGUUUCUGGAAAAAAUGACGAAGUCAGAGCUCCACGCCGUCAUGGUGGGAGGGUUUGCCACCAUCGCCGGAAGUGUGUAUGGCGCCUAUGUCAAGUUUGGGGUACCAGCCAACCAUCUCCUCUCGGCAUCUGUGAUGUCGGCCCCUGCUGCUUUAGCAAUGGCUAAAUUAUCCUACCCGGAAGUGGAGAGGACAAAAUCAACAUCAAAAGACUUUUACAAAAUGGGAAAAUCACAACACAGAAACAUCAUCGAGGCGGCGUCAGCCGGCGCCGCUAGCUCGGUGAAGGUGGUGGCGGGUAUAGCUGUCCACGUGAUCGCCUUCCUGUCCAUCCUCAAGUUUGUGGACGCCACACUGACCUGGUUCGGCGAGCUGGUGGAAGUGGAAGGGUUAACAUUGGAAUUCAUCUGUUCCUACGUGUUUUUCCCAAUCCCGUUUUUCAUGGGCACGUCUAUACGGGAUUGCCGCAGUGUGGCGCGGUUGAUCGGCCUGAAGACCUUCACCAAUGAGUUCGUGGCCUACGAUCAGCUGGGCGGGAUCAUCAAGAACAAGAAGAUAUUCAGUGACUACGUGAUGGGAAACCACACGGACUGGCAUUAUAAAGGGGACGACCUGUGGCUCCCUAGCUUCGACGGCGGAUUAAAGAUUCUCAAGAAUGGGAUUCUAGAGACGAGGUCAGAGGUAGUAGCAACAUACGCCCUGUGUGGGUUCUCUAACUUUGGCUCCAUGGGGAUUUUACUCGGUGGAUUGGGCGCCUUAGCUCCCAGCCGGAAGUCCGAUUUAGCUUCCAUUGUUCUCAGGGCCAUGAUUGCCGGAAGUGCCGCGUGUUUCAUGACCGGAUGUGUAGCAGGUCUGUUAUACGAAGACUUUUAAAAUAGAUGACUUGCAUAAUGGCUGAAUGUAGAUCAUCAAUGUUAUAAGAACCAUGCUGAAUGAAAUUAAUUAAUAUCACUCCUUGAAUGGAACAAAUGUAUGCAACUACAUGUAUGUGAAUAUUUCUUUUUUAUAUCUGCUUACAUUUUUUAAUUUUUAUACAUUGAUUAUUCAUUCUCACAAGAGAGAGAGAGAGAGAGAGAGAGAGAGAGAGAGAGAGAGAGA
Magallana angulata is the source of this 2353-nucleotide messenger RNA. RefSeq names its product solute carrier family 28 member 3-like. The coding region runs from base 182 to 2128 and encodes 648 amino acids. The transcript is spliced from 13 exons. Gene Ontology annotation, molecular function: nucleoside:sodium symporter activity. The record is from RefSeq and is a predicted model, not a curated record. Gene Ontology annotation, cellular component: membrane. Gene Ontology annotation, biological process: nucleoside transmembrane transport. NCBI's taxonomy places the organism in Eukaryota, Metazoa, Mollusca, Bivalvia, Ostreida, Ostreidae.